ACUUUCAUAGAUUGUGCAACACUUUCCCUUUGAUCACACAGAGAGCCUAGAUGCUAAGACAAUUACAGUACUUGUUUACAUCUUCCCAGUGACCGUUUGAUGUGGCAGUUCUCAUGACUCAGGUCACCGAUGUACAGUUUAUGAUUUGCAUGUGUUUUAUCUCGAAUCAUUGAAGCGGAUUGAAGGUGGUCAGACAGCUAAGGUUAUUACGCAUAGACAAGUGCACAUGAGCUACAGGCCACAGUAUACAGUUUAGUAUAGUAGUGAAAGGAUAUACUGCUGAUCACUAUGUUCUUGCGGGCUCUAUCGCUCCUCCUGACAUUUUAUUUGGUUAGGUCGGAGAACGAUGCAAAAGUACUUAUCCUCGGUGCUGGUGCAGCGGGUUUAACAGCCGCUGAAGUUUUCCAUAACCAAGGAAUGGAUGAUUUUAUAAUCAUUGAAGGCGAUGACCACAUUGGCGGGCGAGUAACUGAUGUCCCUUUUGCUGGGGCAAUUGUAGAACUGGGAGCAAACUGGGCUCAACCAGGAGAUACCAGUAUCGUUACAGAGGUUCUGGAUCUUGGAAUCAAGCAUCAUGUAUCUGAUUUCGACUCUCUGUUGGUCUUUAACCAGACUGGGAAUGACGUUACAAAUUCAACGGAUCCAAUCUGGGAAAGGUUAGAAGAGGCGAUUGAGUAUAUGGCAGAGAAGGCAGAGAUUUUAAUCAAUGAAAAGAAAUCUGACAUUUCCCAACGAGCAACUCUUCGUUUGGGCGGAUGGUAUCCCAAGACACCUGUAGAAAAAGCCGUCGAGUGGUUUGAUUUUGAUUUUGAAUGGGCUGACAUUCCCGAGGUGACCUCCACGAAGUCAACAGCUCUUUUGAAAGCCGAUGAAGAUAUAUUAUUUGUUACGGAUCCACGCGGGUUCAAGUUCAUUUUCAACGAAUCAACUUCUUUCCUUUACGACGACCCAACAUUUGAAGGUCGUCUGCAGUUGAACAAAAUCGUGACUGCCGUAAAUUACGAAGGUGACAGAGUAGUUGUGACGUGCAAAGAUGGAACGACUUUUACUGGUGAUUACGUGCUAAUGACGUUCAGUCUUGGAGUCUUGCAGAACGAAGUUGUAGACUUCCAACCCGAACUCCCAGAAUGGAAAAUCCAGGAGCUGUAUAAAUUUAUUAUGGCCGAUUUUACUAAGAUCUUCAUGAAGUUCGACACACAAUUCUGGCCAGACGAAGAGUGGUUCAUACAUGCGCACGAGAGGCGAGGAUAUUUCCCUGUGUUCUACAAUCUCGAAGCAAAAGGAUUGUUCCCAAAAGGAACCAACAUGCUUGCAGCCUUUGUUACGGGAAAUGAAGCUAGGAGAAUCGAACAGCAACCGAAGUCAGAAACCAGUGCAGAGAUCACAACUGUUCUUCGUACGAUAUUUGGGGACACAGCAUCUGCACCAACUGAAAUCAUUCACUCUGGUUGGAGUACCAACCCCUUCACCUAUGGUGCUUACUCAAACUGGCCGGUUGAAGUGUCAGAAGAAUGCUUCAAAAAGAUUGAAUCUCGAGUCGGUCCAAUAUUUUUUGGAGGAGAGCACACAGAUCCCAUUUACAACGGCUACAUUCUUGGUGGCCAACUAAGUGGUAAAAGGGAGGCCAUGAAGAUUCUUGAUUGUAUGAACAUUCGUGAUGGUGAUGAGUGUCCAAUAUGGCAAGAAGUGAAGAAGGCAGACUGUGACUGCACAUCAGGUGCAUCUAUAAUUCCCAAAUAUGCUAGCCUACAUUUUGUUGCACUGUCCUUGUUUUUGAUGCUCAUGAAGUAACAAAUGGAGCGGUUUUCUAGUUCAAUAAUCUAUGUAGUAUUAUUCACUGCCAGUGAUACAGUACUGUUCUGUUCUAAGAAAAAAUUACAUUUAGUUUUUUAAGGCACUUUUUCUGAAGAAAUCUUAUUUGAUAGGCCUAUAUAUAAAACUCAGGAAGCAUCCAUAUUACUUUAACUUAUCUAUAAAAAAAUAUAAGAACCAUUAAAAUACUGUAAUGUAUUAUAAUCAAUUAAGGUUAUUAUUGGUUUGUUAGAACUUUGUCGAUGGAUACCAAAAAAUAAAAAUAUAGGUAUUCUUUGCACUGAUAGACAAUUAUAUAGCAUUUUUUUUUCAUUAUUUGGCUUUGGUGCACAUGCUGCAUCGAUGUCGAACAUAAUUCCUUAAGAUCACAAAGCCAUGGAUUCACGACCAGCUCAGAACUGCGAAAGCAAGCUGACUGGCAUGUGCUCCCACUAACACUAGAUAGAUACGUCGGCUUGCGAAUGGAUUAGUUACCAAUAUAUUAUUCUAAAAUGUAUGCAUAGAGAUAGUGACAGUACAGUACCAAUAAACAAAGAAAGAAAACAAAA
Molecule: messenger RNA, 2360 nt
Organism: Anneissia japonica
Lineage: Eukaryota; Metazoa; Echinodermata; Crinoidea; Comatulida; Comatulidae
Product: polyamine oxidase 7-like
Exons: 4
Coding region: 289-1791 (500 amino acids)
Molecular function (GO): oxidoreductase activity
Source: RefSeq, a predicted model, not a curated record